Molecule: messenger RNA, 1299 nt
Organism: Pneumocystis jirovecii RU7
Lineage: Eukaryota; Fungi; Ascomycota; Pneumocystomycetes; Pneumocystales; Pneumocystaceae
Exons: 6
Coding region: 1-1299 (432 amino acids)
Molecular function (GO): protein binding
Source: RefSeq, a predicted model, not a curated record
AUGUAUCCAAUAAUAAGUCAAAAAGAUUUAACAUAUUCAUUUAAAGAUAUGUAUGUUCAUGCGAAUCCAGAUAAACGUCGGUCAAUGAUUGAUAUACUGUUUAUGGAAUCAUCACCAGCAGAUUUGUGUCAUUUGCCAUAUGAGCUUUUACAAAUAGUUCUUAAAUAUUUGGAUAUAGAAGAUAUAAUUAUAUUUCCAAUGGAAAAUAUCAUAUUUUUAAUAUUAAAAAAAAUAAUAUCUACCAGGUAUGCAAGCGGUGGAGAACUCUUUUUACAAAAAGGGAAACCUAAAUCAUUUCGUAUACUUUAUUUUCACAACAAAAUUACUACAUGUUCACUUUGUUCUCGUUUACAAGACAAUUAUCUUAUACUUUAUAGCCAUGCAACUAGUGAAAGUUCUAAUAAAGGAAUUACUUUAUAUCGUUUAGGGUCAAAUAUUACCCAAGAAGAUGCAAUAUAUAUUUCUACAAAAAAUGAAGGAAUGCUUAAUGUUUCUUUAGAUUCAUAUAUUCUUGCAGGUGUUAAUUAUUUUGGCGUAUUUUAUAUAUGGUCACUUGAAAGUUUGGAAUUAAUAAAUACAUUUAAAAUAGAAAGUUCUGAUAUUGCAUUCAUGAUAUGUUAUAAUGGCAAUAUCUGUAUCUAUACAUUUAGUCAUGUAUUAAGCGUAUGGAAUUUAAAAUUAAAAGAAUUCAUAUUUCGUAUAUCACUGAAGCAAAUUAACUCGAAUUUAUCAAAUAAACACAAUGUCAUAGCUAUAGAGUUUUUGGAAAGAAAUAACGAAUUAGUUUUAUGUAUUGAAAAUACAACAAAAAAUAACGAGGUUUCUUAUUAUGAGUAUAGAAUCUAUAUUUUUUCAGCUGAUCAUGGACAUUUAUUGCGACAUGAAAAUUUGAUAAAUAAAUAUCAUCCAUUUAAACUUAAUAUUAUUAAAAAAGAUGAAUUAAUAAUUUUUUAUCAGUUUAACAAUGACCAUUAUUGGAAAAUAGAUCUAAGAACGAUGAAAAUUACUUCAUGUUUAUCUCAUAAAAAUCAUAUUCAAGAACUUGAAUGUCUUAUUUAUCCUCGAAACUCAUUGAUCAUUAAGUAUUUAAAAUCAGCAAAUAAUUCUUCAGAUGACGGUUUGUAUGUAGAAAAAAUUAAUUCUGAAAAUGGGGCUCUUAUAUCCAGAAACAAGAUUUUAGAAAGUGAAAAUAUUAUUUAUAAUCAACUACAUUAUUUAAAGAAUAAAUAUUUGUUACAAGGAAAUGAUAAUUGGAUUAUUUAUAAUCAACAAAACAAAAUCCUUUUGUGGGAAUUUUGA